This is a messenger RNA of Drosophila suzukii, 5633 nucleotides long. It is a transcript of the gene sr, whose product is annotated as zinc finger domain-containg protein striped. Gene Ontology annotation, molecular function: RNA polymerase II cis-regulatory region sequence-specific DNA binding; DNA-binding transcription factor activity, RNA polymerase II-specific. Lineage: Eukaryota; Metazoa; Arthropoda; Insecta; Diptera; Drosophilidae. The record is from RefSeq and is a predicted model, not a curated record. Gene Ontology annotation, biological process: embryo development; urogenital system development; regulation of transcription by RNA polymerase II. Gene Ontology annotation, cellular component: nucleus.
AAGGCAGCGCAGCAAAGCGAAGCAAACCGUAUUUUUUUACACCGCUGACAGUCGGACGACGAGUCGAAUCGCAAAAAACGGAUCGCAACCGGAAGGAAAUUAUCGUCUAAUAAGUUGGCACAGUAAAUCCGAAAGGGAGAAGGUAUAUACAGCACCGAUUUACGCGCCCUGUGCAUGAGAUCGUUAAGCGAAUUAAGCCGAAAGAUAGCCCAUAGCCAACCCAAUAUCUUGGCCAGCCCAUCAAAUUGCGUGUUUCAAAUCAAAAUUGCAUAAUCUGCGAAGAAGCCGGGAACGAGUUUCGCAAAAGCCAAAAAGAUCGCGAUUACACCGCCAGUGGAUAUAUCUUUCGCGUAAUCGCAGUAGCUCGGUCGCUUCCUUUGACUUGGCCACGUUCUAUAGCCGGAUCUUAUCGCUCCUUGGCCAUCUGAAGUUGCAGUUGCAGUUGGCAGUGGUGGUUGCAAGUCGCGCGUGCGUUCGCCUUUUGGCCCGCCUCGUAAUUAAUUACAAACGCAGUCGCGAUCCCCCCACUUCCCCGCUUCCCUUUUUCGACCGGCAAACUCCUGAGGAAAAGCAGAUCCAACGAUCCAACGAUCCUGCCUAUUUACGCGCCCAAAUCUUGAUUCUUUGGACUAGCUUUCUGACUAGCUUGCGUGCUCUGUUGUCGCCGUCUUGGUUCUGAAUCGACGACAUCUGAUUGCCUUUUUAUAGCUGCUUUUGCGAAAACUUCAAUCAAAUAAAAACACAAUCAAAGUGAAUUGGCCAAGACUGAUUUGAUCUUUAAAAUAAUAUACAGUGAAAAUCAAUCAAGCUGACCGCAGCAAAAACGUGAACAAAGUACGACAAAAUGUGUCAAUUGAAUUUAAAUUAACCAACAAAGUGAUUGCUCACCAAACAAAUGGAGUCUCGGUUAAUACGUUUGUGUUUCAAUUUUUUGUUUUCAAAGUAUUUUGUUUUAUUUUCGAAUCGAUCAACGUGCAAGGCGCCAAACCACAAAAAUGUUGCUGACAAUGCGGCGUCAAAAUGAACUGAUUGUAGGCAGCCAACAACAGCAUCCAUCGGCGAGUUCCACAACAUCAUCAGUUGCAGCAGUGACAGGUGCCACAAACCCACCUGGUUUACCUGGACAAAAUCUCAGCUUAGUGCCACCGGCAACGGCAAAUUCCACGGCAGCCCCAGCACAGGAUUCUCUGAAUACACCCACAACACCUUUAUUGGGUCUUAGUCGGAAUCCGCUGCAAUUUGCCCCACCACCCGCACCACCCAUUGCGGUGCAAAGUGCCCCAGCUUCUGGACCCACUUUCGGCUAUUAUCAGACUGCAAGUGCUGCACCACCACCACCACCCACUGAGGCAACUACUUCGGGGCAACAACCACCCUCGGUGGAAUUGGAUGAAUACGUAGACAUAUUGCAGGUUCAACAAUUGCUGUUGGAUUCAUCGGCAGCAGCAGCAGCGGCUGCAAAUAAUCCCCCGACAACUGAACAAUCCAUUCAACAACAUCCGCAGCAACAACAGCAAAAUACUGUGGUGCCACCGCAGCAGCAGCAGCAGCAACAACAGCAAAUUCUUGCCAAGCCGCGACCGCGAAUUAAUCUGCAAAAGGCCACCGAAUACGCUGCACAAUUAGCUCAGGCCGAGUCCUCGUCGCCCGGCUCGCGUCGUGUCCUGCUCGAUUACCCGAGUCCCUAUUUGUACGGCAAUCCCUAUCACCACCAUACGCCGCCGAGUGAGGACCUAGUUGCCCUCUGGUUCGGCAGCAAUGGCACAGGCGGCGUAGCCCCUGGAACUCCAUCAGCGGCCAUGAUCAUGGAAGGGCUUGAAACCCUGGUGGCGCCAACGCAUCACGCAUUCCUGCUCACCGAGACGGCCGCGGCCGCCCACUUCAAUGUGCUGAGCUUCGACACCUGUCUGUUCAAGACGAGCACGGCGGCCCAGAGCAGCGGCAGUCCCUCGACGGCCACCUACCUGAGUCCCGCCCAAUUCGGUGGCAACCACGGUGGCGCCAGCACCAGCAGCUCCCUCAACUCCUCCGCCGCCUCCUCGUCGUCCUCGUCCUCGCUGCUGCACUACACCACCGCAUCGGCAGCCGCUGCCGCUGCAGCAGCCGCCGCCGCCGCAUCCGCUUCCGCCAACAAUUCGGUGCUUCGGGCCCGCAACCAAACGGCCACGCCCACCCAGGGCGGCAGUCCGGGACACGUGGCCGUUCAGCCAAGCGCCACCGCCAGCAGCGGACGCAGCUCGGCCUCCCAUCUCAGCCUGCUGAACACCAGUGGCCAGCACAGUCCCGCCUCCUCGGCCGUCGAGCAGGUGGAGGCCCACAAGCAGCUGAUCGAGGCGCUGCCUGGCGACCUCAACACGCCGGUGACCACGUCCAGCGACAUACCCUCGUUCUUCGGACCCAGCACCGUGGUGGAACCGCCACCUAUUACUGGCUCUAUCGAAUCCGAGGAUCUCUCCUUGGAACCCCAGGUGAUAUCUGUGGCCAGUCCCGUGUUGUCGCAUUGCAGUCCAUUGAAAGAGGAGCGCAGUACUCCCCCAGCUUUGGCCAUUGUCAAGGAAGAAUCAAGUAAUAAUAGUUGUAAUAUGUACCCACAACACAACAACAACAACAACACCACAUCAUCAUCAACAACUACAACAACAACCAAACAAACAACCAGCGAAAGCAUCAACAACAACACUGAAUGCGUUGGCUCGCCGGGCAACCAUACACAAUCACACCAACAGCAACAACAACAGCUGCAUCACAACAACAACAACACCACCAGCAACAACAGCAAUUGCCACCACAGUCACCAACAACAACAGCAGCAACAACAGCAACACAUGAGCUCCCCGCAACAUCAAUACCAACAACACCAAAUAUUACACCAACAACAACAAUUGCCAAAUCAUCACCAUCAUCAUCAUCAUCACCACCACCAUCACAGUCAGCUACAACUCCAACAACAACAACAACAGCAACAACAACAACAGCAGCAACACCAACAACAACAGCCGCUACACCAACAACAGCAAUUGCAACACCAGCAGCAGCAACAACAACACCAACAACACUAUCAGCAACAUGCCAUCCAACAACAGGCUAGCAAAAUCUCAUAUCGUGGCAUUUUCACCACCACAGGCAACGCAAUGAAUGCAGCAGCAGCCGCAGCAGCAGCAGCACAGCAGCAACAGCAGCAGCAGCAACACCAGCAGCAGCAACUUCCAUCCCCGCAACUGGGCGUUUUGGCCGGGCCAAUGUCACCGCCCUCGAAUAGUUUGGGCAACAGUUGGGGUCUACCCAGUCCGGAUAAGACCAUGUUCCAGCCACCCCUGUUCAGUCUGCCCGCUCACUAUGCCACCAUGCAACAGCAGCAACAGCAACAGCAGCAGCAACAACACCAGCAGCAGCAACAGCAGGCGGCAGGAGCUGCUCCAUCUCCCUACGACGAUGGAAGAGCUGCAGCAGCAGCGGCGGCACAGCAUGCUGAACUACUUGGUCUAACCAUGGAUUGCACACCCCUUCUGUUGAAGCAGCCACCCCCAACAUACGCCGGAGCCUCCUCCGGAUUCGCCGGCCUGGCUGACCUCCACACCAGCCACGAGCAACAGUUGCAGCAGCAAUAUGUGCGAUCGCAGCCAAAGUACCAAUGGCUGGACUCACCAGCGGAUUAUGCCCAGCAGCAGGUGCAACAGCAAGUGCAGCAACAGGUGCAACAGCAGCAGCAACAACAGACCUUGGUGCUGCCAGGGCCCACUUCAUCCGCCAGUUCCAGCAAUGCAGCUUUGGGCGUUCUAAUACCCAAACAGGAGAGCUAUCCGGAUAUGCAGCCCAGUUCAAAUGGUACGGGUUAUUCGGCUGGAUCCGGUGGAAGCUCGUCGGCAGCAGCAGCGGCCGCCGCUGCAGCAGCAGCAGCAGUCCAACUGGCGGAAUAUAGUCCUUCCACCAGCAAGGGACAUGAGAUCCUGUCCCAAGUCUAUCAACAGAGUACUGUACCCUUGAAACUGGUGCCCGUGAAGCCGCGCAAAUAUCCCAACCGCCCCAGCAAGACACCCGUUCAUGAGCGACCCUACGCCUGUCCCGUGGAAAACUGCGAUCGUAGGUUUUCCCGCUCCGACGAGCUCACCCGCCACAUACGCAUCCAUACGGGGCAGAAACCUUUCCAAUGCCGCAUUUGCAUGCGCAGCUUUAGCCGCAGCGAUCACCUCACCACCCACAUUCGCACCCACACUGGGGAAAAGCCCUUUAGUUGCGACAUUUGUGGCAGGAAGUUUGCGCGAUCCGAUGAGAAGAAGCGACAUGCCAAGGUGCAUUUGAAGCAGCGCAUCAAGAAGGAGAAGGUACGUGGCGAGCAGCAGCAACAGCAACAGCAGCAGCAACAGCAGCAGCAGCAACAACAGCAGCAACAGCAACUGCAGCAGCAACAACAGCAGCAGGAGCAACAUCACCUGAGCCUGCAGCAACAUCAGCAGUACCAGCAACAUCACCUGCUGCACUCCGCCGACCUGGCCAUAGUCACCUCGAGUGCGAGCAUGUAGAGACUAGAGAACUCGGCAUCCAGCGCGGCUAAGGCCAAGACUCCCCGGCACAAGGUUAGUCUGGCCCUAGCCCUGGAUCUCGACGAGAACGCCUUUCCCUUCGAACUCACAUCGGACUAUGGAACCCUGUCGCCACUCACCAGUCCCUGGCAAUCGAAUUACGUGUGGUUCGGCCAGGAUUCCAGCCAGCCCUUCUUCUACAAGGACAGCCACAUCCUGGAGAAGAUGGCCUAAGUCCCGGGUGUUCCGGAUCCAGUCGAAUCAAUCGCUGAUGCUGAAUAAUCAUUUAAUGUAAACAGAGUUGUAGUCGUAAAAUCGGGGUUGUGCUAUCAGCAAAAUCUAUGCAAGACAUUAAAUCGUAAUGAAGAAUACAAUAUGCUACAGUUAGCCUAGAUAAUAUCACACAAUGGUCAGGAUAGGAUGGUCAAGCAAAGCAAAACAGAGUUACUAACCAAUACAAAGCCUAACUAAAGCAAAUUGAUGAUUACUAAUUAUAUUCGAUGUAAUUGAAAUGGGAAAAAAUAUUUAACUUAUGUCUCUAAUACUGUGAUCUCAUGUGUAAUAAUUAUUAAUUUUAAUUUCCUUACAUUUACAUUUACAUAACUGCAAAUAACCAGAAAUAAUUUUAAAAAUUAUAAUCCUUUCGCCUUUGCCUAGCUAAUGUUCAUUUUUUAAAAAUGCUUACACAAAACACACACACAAACACUAAUUUAUUGCAUUUUAAAAUAAUUAUAUAUAUAUUAUAAUUAUUAACUUAUUGUCUUAAAGGUUUAGAUUUAGGUUUUAACCUACAGAAUACACAAUUGAACACACAAAUCUUAGCAUAUCAUUUUUUCCUCUAAGCAUUAUAAAUUGCAUAAGUUAAAAACAAAAAUUACUUUUAAAUCGAAUAAUGGAAAUUUCGUGUGCUAAUUAUAAAAGAAAAGAAACUUGUUUAACAAAAACGAAAACUUAAAUUCGAAAAAUGCCCCAGUGUACUUCCUUAAUUGAUUCGAAAUCAAAAUGGCAAAUAAAAAUUAAAUUUUAUUAUAUUAUAUUUUAAAUAAUUAUAGAUGUUCAAUCUACUGUAGAAAACAAUUUCUUCUUAGUUUGUAAAGGAAUAUUUUAAGUUUA